CAUCUUCAUUCAUUCCAAACUGUGCAAGCAGGCAGGCAAGGCACGCAGGCAGAGGACGAGCGGUGGAAAGCAGAGAGGUGGGGCGAAUGUGGGAGAGGCAGAGGGUGUGUGCGUCCACGCUCUUCCUCUUCUUGCGUGGGUGCCGGCAGCUGCUGUGGUUUGUAGACAGAAAAGAAAAGUUUGCAAAGUCCGAGUGCUCUCCAGCUGCCAACACACACAGCAGCUCCUUUUCCACACAAGAAGCUUCUACUACUUAUUGAUUCGCUCAUAUGCACCUUUACCUCCCAUCUAUCUCCAGACAAGCUUUACCCAGGAUGUGGACUCUUCUCUUGGGGGUUAGCUUAGGACUCCUGGCCUCCUGCAGAUCAGAACAACUUCAAGUUAAUUCUCGCAGCUGCAGCUACGCUGGAGUGUUUCUUGUCGAGGGAGAACAUCGUUACUCUCUGACCUUUGACAAUGCUGAAAAGGUUUGCAAGCAGCUGGAGAGCACAAUGGCAAGUCCGGACCAAGUCGAGCAGGCCUUUCAUAAAGACAUGGAAACCUGCAGGAACGGCUGGAUCAGCAACAUGAGCAUCUCCAUUCUUAGACACACACACCAUGAAAACUGUGCAAUGAACACAACUGGUUUCAUCAUCGAUCCUCGUGAAGACCCAGAAGAACUUCAUGAUGCCUACUGCUUCGAUGAUACAGUGGGCCCUGAGAAGAACUGUGAUAAGGCGUUUGACAGAAGUCAAGACAAGACCUCCACGGAGCCUGGGCUGAAUGUGUCUACUGCAGCGGAAUCAGACCCCUUUGAUGGAGAACUUUCUGUCGCAGGAACUGAAAUGACUUCGCUGGCUACCAGAACCACCCCGGAACCACAGACAGCCUCCAUGCCACCUGGAGUAGAGGAAAGUUCACUCGAAUGGGGUGACAAAAUCAGCACCCCCUUCACACUGUUUCCUGGAGACUUGGAUCAGCCCACUGGAUCCGGUAUGCAGCCACCCACUUCUGAGGGGGAAACACUGCCCACUCUUGUCCCUACCGGAGAAACCCACAGAACACAGAAACCUCUGGAUAACAAGCAGGAGGAUGUGAAGGUGACUCCUGAAAAUGGAGAUCCCAAAGCAGACCCACAGCAACCCUCCAAUGGCAAGAAAAGGAUGAAUGAGGUUCCACAGGCGGAUCAGCGGGAGGGCAAUGACUCAUCAAACUGGCUGGUCAUCCUUGGUGUUGUUGUAGCAGUAGCUGCUAUCUUCUUUGUGUGUGUUGCUGUCGCUAAAAGAAAGAGCUGGUGCGGCCAGAAGCAAACCCUGAUGAUCACUUCCAAAGGAAGCGAGGGGAACGGAGCAGCAGGAGCCGUAGCAUCCAGCUCCCAGGCCCAGGAGAGGGAGCAAGAAAUGGUGACCCUCAUGAACAAGGAGAAGAUCCAGGAGAACGGUAACACAGAGGAGUUCACCGCCAUCACGCUAGAGGAGACAGCUGAUAAAGAGGCGUGAGGAGGGAAGGCAGGCGGGUCGAAUGGCUGGGCGGGUGGGAAAAAGCGGCGUUCUAAAUUGCUUUGUUGGUCAGCACUGGAAACACACCGGGAGGGUGUUAGCACAUAGAUGUGUGUGUAAUUUAGAAACAUAGAAAUGGCACAGUAAUGGACCCUCAUGUGCAGCAUAUUGUUUGUCCAGUGUGCCAUAAUAGUGAGAAGGGGAAGCAUGCGUAGGUUGUGAGUGUGUUGUGUGCCAGUUUUUUGUGACAUGUUUCUUUAUGACAAAAGGGCUGGGUGUGAAAAAGAAAAAAAAAAGCGUUUUUUUUUUGUUUGUUUCUUAUGUAAGUGAACUUAACGUCACCCAUCAGCCAAACUGUGGCACUUAUUCACCAAACCAUGACAAUGAAAUUGACUGAAGAAUCCUGUGUCAUAUAAAAUAUGAGUGAAACAAUCAUUAACAAUGUUAAUUAUCUUGUGUAUUUUGCCUGACAUUUAUUGUAGACUACAGUUUUUGUUUU
Messenger RNA from Doryrhamphus excisus (bluestripe pipefish), 1977 nucleotides. RefSeq names its product CD44 molecule (IN blood group) b. NCBI's taxonomy places the organism in Eukaryota, Metazoa, Chordata, Actinopteri, Syngnathiformes, Syngnathidae. Gene Ontology annotation, biological process: inflammatory response; cell adhesion; positive regulation of ERK1 and ERK2 cascade. Gene Ontology annotation, molecular function: cytokine receptor activity; hyaluronic acid binding. Gene Ontology annotation, cellular component: basolateral plasma membrane; plasma membrane; macrophage migration inhibitory factor receptor complex. The record is from RefSeq and is a predicted model, not a curated record.